This is a messenger RNA of Serpula lacrymans var. lacrymans S7.9, 2184 nucleotides long. RefSeq names its product glycoside hydrolase family 79 protein. The record is from RefSeq and is a predicted model, not a curated record. NCBI's taxonomy places the organism in Eukaryota, Fungi, Basidiomycota, Agaricomycetes, Boletales, Serpulaceae. The transcript has 12 exons. The coding region runs from base 1 to 2184 and encodes 727 amino acids.
AUGUCUAGCACAUCUGCCCUCCAUUCGAAUGCAUGCCGCUGUAGUAAUGACUCUAAUGAAAAGGCGAAAGCCGAUAUUCGUGAUGUGGCGCGUGCGCAUGCUUGGCUUUCGUUGCAAUUUGCUCUGUACUUUGCACCCCAAAACGCCUCUUCGCUCGUGCUCACCGUUGGCCUCAGCAUAGGCCUCUCCGCAGUCAUGCAAACAUCCGCUCUUUCAUUACUAUGUUAUCUCUCCUUUUUAUCCGUUGCUCAGGCAUCGGUCACUGUCUACAGUCAAGUUCGUCUGGGAAGUCCUACAGGAACAGCAUCCGGCUCUGCAGCCUCAUAUACUGGCGCAGCCGCUUACGAUCCCACAAUACUGAAUCCUCCCCCAAUCCCUAGUCCAGCUCCUGCUACCCAAUUUACCCUGCAACUCGCUAGCAGCGCCCAAAAUGUUCAAGGACUCUCAAUUCCCCAGCCAGGCGCAUUCUUUGGCUUUAGCAUAGAAAUGUCAGUUAUAAAUCAAGUUAUUGGCAUCAAUUCAACCUUUCUCCAAGUCCCUUUCCUGAAUCUUAUGGCCAACGUCAAAGAACGCGCAGGACGAGUGCAUGUUCGGGUUGGUGGUAACACACAAGAGUAUGCCACUGUAGUUCCUACGCUGGCAGACGGAAAAGACAUGGAGAAGGACAAGACUUCUCUGACCAACCCCACCCAAACACCGGGACUGUUCCUCACCUACGACAUUUUUUACAUGCUCGCAAACGUCACAGCACUCACAAAUGUCAACUGGUAUCUUGGGGUACCAUUCAACGAUACCUCAAAUUUCCGUUUGCAGAUAGCUGAAAUCGGAGAAGCCGUCUUGGGCGAUCAUUUACUUGGGUUGCAAGUCGGCAAUGAGCCUGAUCUUUACUCUGCUCACGGCCAUCGUCCUCAAACUUAUAGUCCAUCUGAUUACUUUGGGGAAUUCGGUACGAUUAUACAGGCAAUUGCUAACGACGCCAACAUCCCUGUGAAAAACAAUCUCAUUGGUCCAUCUGUAUCUGGUACCUGGACGCCUGAGGAUGUCUGGAAUACCGGUUUCGUGCCUUCGUAUUCUAGCAGUCUCGGAGCCCUCGCCGUCGAACAUUAUCCUACCGACAAUUGCUACGCUGAAUACGGUAUUGGACAACCUGUUGAUCCACAGACCGUGUUCCCGCAAUUCCUCACCCAUGCAUCUGGGCAGGGGCUCGUCGCACCGUACCUCAACUCGACGAAUUACGCCCAAUCUCAAGGAAAGCCGUUUUUGAUGUUUGAGACGAACACCGCGUCUUGUGGUGGCUUCCCGGGUAUCAGUGACAGCUUUGGGGCUGCGCUUUGGGCUCUUGAUUAUGGUUUGCAGAUGGCAUAUAGCAACUUCUCCGGAGCCAUGUUACAUGUCGGUGGACAGAAUGUUUACUAUAACCCUUUCACUCCGCCGCCCACUAAUGAAAGUUCCUAUAACCAAUGGACUAUCGGUCCUGUCUACUAUUCGGUUCUCGCCCUUGCUGAAGCUUUCGGUACCUCCAACAACUCCCGUAUUAUCGAUCUCGGUGCGAAUAGCCAAAACCAAUACACUCCUGCGUAUGCCAUCUACGAGGGUAGCAACCUAGUGAAAGUCGCACUCUUUAACUUCAUGACGGAUCCAUCUGGCGCAAAUACAUACACAGCAACGAUCUCGAUCGAUGGUUCAGCUGCAGGCCUCCCGAACGGAGUCCCGACUCAAGCGCACGUCAAAUAUCUUUUGGCACCCUCAGUAUCCAGUAAGACAGACAUGACGUGGGCGGGCCAGACUUUGGGCGGCGUGUUCCAGUCAGAUGGUCGCCUCGCAGGUAGUCUCAAUGUCGAAACCGUUACUUGUGAUCAAAACGCCAACACUUGUCAAGUACAAGUCCCUGCGCCCGGUUUCGCGCUCGUGUUCCUUUCCCAGUCUAGUCUAUCCGAAGUGUCGCCUUCGGCCCCACAAACGUUUCCGACGACCGCCUACACACAGACUAUCAAUACGGUGACCAUCAAUCCUUCGGUACUUGCGACGUCGAAUGGACGUGGAAGGACAGGUGAACUGGGGAGCACGAGUAAAGGAAAUCCAAACGGAGCGAGCCGUGUGGGUGUUGUAGGUUCGGGAGUGGCUCUUUUGCUCUCUAUCGUCGUUGGUGCCUUUGUGAUUGGUCGAGAAGCAGUGCGGCUAUAG